Molecule: messenger RNA, 1451 nt
Organism: Ricinus communis (castor bean)
Lineage: Eukaryota; Viridiplantae; Streptophyta; Magnoliopsida; Malpighiales; Euphorbiaceae
Product: flavonol sulfotransferase-like
Exons: 1
Coding region: 235-1311 (358 amino acids)
Biological process (GO): sulfation
Cellular component (GO): cytoplasm
Molecular function (GO): sulfotransferase activity
Source: RefSeq, a predicted model, not a curated record
UUAAUCUCAUAAAAUACGCAAGAGUUCGUAAUAACAAUUUUUAAAUUCUGGGUCGACGCGUUCAACUCAUGGAUGAAUCGGACACCAGUAAUCACUGGAAAACGCCACCUUUGCAUGUAACAGUACUUAAUGGAUUGGCUUACAUCCGCCCGGUAAUGCUUCUCUCUAUCUCCGUGCUCUAAACCAUCUCCUUUUGUUUUACCCUUAACUAGCUACCUAGCCCAUCGAUCGUCCAUGGAUUCCUCUUCUCCUUCCUGCCAAAUCCAUCUUGGCAAAAAUGAUGAGGAGAUAAUCAAUGAACAAGAGAAGGACCCAAGAACUAAUAGUAGCGAUAAGUACAAAGAGAUCAUCUUAACUUUUCCAAGGGAAAGAGAUUGGAGCCUUAACAGCGGCGGUCUCUAUCAGUAUCAAGAUUUCUGGUUCAUGGGACCUUUCUUGGCGGGAGUGCUUUCAGCUCAAGAUCACUUCAUGGCUCGAUCAACCGAUAUAAUCCUGGCUAGCUUCAUGAAAACUGGUACAGUAUGGCUUAAAGCUCUAGCUUUUGCCAUCGUUACCAGGUCAAACUUUGAUAUAGAUUCAACUAGCCCUUUACUGAAAAAAGGCCCACAUGAUUGUGUGCCUUUCUUGGAGGUUGAUCUUGCAAAAGACUCGAAUAAUCGAGACAUGACAAUUCCACUUGUGGGGACGCACAUGCCUUACACUAGUUUGCCAAAAUCAAUUCUUGCUUCUGGUUGCAAAAUUGUUUAUUUAUGGAGAGAUCCAAAGGAUGUGUUCGUUUCCAUGUGGUUUUUUCUUGCCAAGUUGCUGAGAUUAAUGGGUUCGGAACCACUUCCUCUGGGAGAGGCCUUUGAGUUAUUUUGCAAAGGAUUUGUAACAUAUGGACCCUAUUGGAAUCAUGUUUUAGGGUAUUGGAAGGCAAGACGAGAAUAUCCUGAGAAAAUAUUAUUUUUGAAAUAUGAAGACAUGAAGAAAGAUGCAACUUUUCACGUCAAGAAAUUAGCAGAUUUCAUGGGCUAUUCUUUCACUUUAGAGGAGGAGGAAAAUGGGGCCAUGCAGAAGAUUGUGAACAUGUGCAGCUUUGAGAAUCUGAGCAAUCUUGAAGUCAAUAAACAUGGACGUAGAGAAAACACAUCAAUAGAUAUCGAAAAUAACAUAUUCUUUAGAAAAGGUAAGGUAGGAGAUUGGAAAAGUCAUUUAACACCUGAAAUGGGUGCUCGUUUGGAUGAGAUAAUGGAGCAGAAGUUGACAGGUUCUGGCUUGACUAUGAUGUCUCCUGGUCUGGUGACAGGUGAUGGAUCUAGCUCGACCUAAUCUUCAGUUACUGUUCUUUUUUUUUUUUUCGUUUGUGGGAUAAUAACAUUGUGGUUUUUGCUAUCUGUUAUAGCACUCUUUGGAGGAAAAACUAUUGUUAUGUACUUUCUUGUUGGUUUUAACCUAAUUGGUUUACAGUA